CAACGAUGGUUAUCAUUUGGCGGGAAAGUGUUGAAAUAAUUUUAGAUCAUACUUUGAUAGCAGUUGAUGGUAACUAAUGGCAGAAUGUUAGCAGAAAGUGUUGAGUUCCUUAACAACUUUAAGAAACAUGGAGCUUCAGGAGCUGGACAGAGUGUAUAUUCUUGCCGUACAUUCCUGGGACGUCUUGUGGAAAACUUUCUUACAGAUAUGGAUAAAGUCUCAGCAGCAUUAAAGAAAGAUGGAACAAGCAGUGAGUACCUGGCACCCCUACAGUUUAGUGGAAUUUUCCUACGGAGCCAAUCAGAGGUGUUCCUGCCGCCCCCACCAAGUCAAUCACCUAGCACUCCACCUCUUAAUAGGCCAGUGGAUAGUAUGCAAGAAGAUGACCUCACUCAAGAAUUUCUCAUGUGGUUUUUCUCGCGAAUUUUGGUUCUACUUGGACAUGAGAAAUGUGCUGCCCUCCAUGAACGUACAAUAGAUACAAUACAUGAGAUGUUGCAGGCGGUCUGUAGUAGAGAUGCCUUCCUGUAUGGUCGCUUCUUGAAGGAACUUGUCCUCUGCAUAACAGACUUGGUACGUAUUUCCGAAGACAUGUUUGAUGGUAAAAUAGACAGUGACAAACUUAUAAGAUUUCCUGUGAACAUCUCAAAAGUUCUACAAAGUCUGCAGGAACCAGUCAAGAGAGAAGGAUCUUGUGAGGUGACUCUUUCCGUCGCUGAUUUUGCUGUUGUUGAUAUAUACUGCUGUGAGUCAUUACAACUUAACAUCACGAAGAUUUUGAACAAAAUAGCAUCAGAUCUGAACAAAUUUUGUCUAGAAUCUCAAGUGAAUGCAUUGUGGGCAAGUUUAUGCUACCAUGUGGAGGAGGGGGAUUUGACCUUGAAAACUGAAUCAUUAAAGUUACUUGGUGAGUUGAUUAAUUACACAAAGGUGCCUUUAGAAGUGGAGGAAUACUUCAUUGGUUGUUUAACUGCCAUGCUGGAACUACUUUCUACUGGUUUACCACUAGUUGAAGAUGCCACUGCUGAGGAAAUACAAAACCUAGAAAGAGCUGCUGCGUCUGUGUUUGUCAGUUUGGUUACCAGGGGUAACUUAAACAUCCUGUCAUCAUACCAGGGCACACUACACACAUUCUUGUGUAAAAUGGCGGCCAUAUUUGAAAGUAAUGGUUUAUCCCACCUCCAGACAGGAGAGCUCAAGAGGGCAAUCAGUUCAUUACUAUGUGAGAUACAAGACCAGCUUUCAGCACAGUACCUCCUAAGUUUGGUGUGUAAAUCUCAGAGAAAUCAGCUCGUUGCAGCGUUUAUCAGUGAAAUAGGCUUCUUGAAUGAUUUACAGUACAUGGUUGGACCAUUAGUGAAGGCAGUGAUGUGCGACUUGUCGGUGAAAUGUCCAGAUAACCUUGGCAAUAAAAGAUCAUUGGUGACAGAUGACCAAACCCCAAAUACUGGCGGAAAACUUUCAAGGAAAAGAAAGUUGGAUGAAGGUCCAAGGUCAGCUGUGAGAAUUGAGGGACUGAGUAUUACAUACAAAGUUUUGAAGUCAAAACUCAAUAAAUUCCUUGAAGAAGAUAUACAGGAAGAUGUAUGUAAGAAGAUGGAAGGGGUUCAGAUCAUUCUAGAAAUAGUAUCAACAUGUAUACAGAUGUAUAGUGAAAAUACAGAGGCUGUUAAACAAAGGCAAACAGAUUUUACAAAGUUGACGUCCUGGUUAAGUUUGGAGAGUUGUAAUGAGAUAUGUGGGUUGCUAUUCCGUGUACUACAAUACCUGACUGUAGUUGAGAAACCGUCUGCUGAAAUAAAUUCCUGCUUUAUCUCCAUAGUAAAAUGUAUAGGAGCUCUACUUAUUGUACAAGAACACGUAGAAUAUGAUCCAGAUAUGUAUCAGACGCUAGCAUGGAUUGUCUCAUUACCAUGGUUACUUAAUGAUCCAUCCUGGAUAGAUCUGAAGCCAACCAACUCUAGAGAUAUUGUGAAAAUAGCUGGCAUGCUUGUACCAAAACUCGGCUGCAUAAGCAACUGUGAAUGUUUGAAUGUUCUUGCCUUGCUGCCCAAGGAAGUGGCUCCAAAAUGGCGAGUACAUGUGUUCAGACAGGCAUUGUGUGACACUGUGGUUGAUGUAAAACAGACAGCUAUCAACGUUUUCCCAAUAGUGUUAUUUCACCUCGGACCUAAUGCUAACCAUCUAGUGUAUGACAUACUACACCCAUGUGUUGAGGACAAGUCAGAAAAUAUCCACAGAUCUCUUGCAGCAGUGUGUGGACCUCUGGCUUGUGUUGUUAGCAGAAAGGCUGUUAUCAACAAGUCAAGGGAGAUAAGUAUGGUAGAUCCUAUGUACAAGAAUGUUGCAGUAGGUUGUCUUUCCUGUGACUGCUCUACUAUGAUUGAUACUGCUGGAAGCUCUAAAGAAAGGUCCAGACUUGUGGAUGCUAACAUGUUUCUACCUUUCCUGCAUCUUGUAAACAGUGAUAAAUCAGACAUAAAGUCAGCCCUAGUAAGAAGUAUGAGACGUAUGUUUGGUCAUAUUGGUGUAAGGAAGAAUAAUGCAGCAACAAUUAGUGUCCUCAACACAGCCCUGAAUCUGAUAGAGGAUACGGAUUAUGAUGUUCGCACUGCCUUUAGCAAGGUUAUCCAGUACUUGUUGGGAGAUUCUACAGUUGAAGGAUCCGAGGGAACCAAUGAACUGGUUCUCAGUAAGCUACGAGAGGCAUUUUCCCGGGCCCAGAAAGACAGUAAUGUUAGACUACAGGAGACGGUACUGCUGACUAUAGCACAGCUAGGAAGAGUAUCAGAGGGAGAGAUGUUGAUGGUGGUGAUAAUUGUGUUAUUAGAGAGUAUGUUAUCAAUAACACCACUUGUAGCUGCUGUAGCCCACGAAGAGUUGAAAGAUAUAGCUGACCAUAAGAAUACAACUACACAGAAUUUGUUUAUGAGAUGUCGUCAUGACGUCUGCAAGUUUCUGGUGGAAGCCAUGCAUAAUGCUCAGAUUGGUAAACUCAGUAAAUCAGCCGAAGAUAUUCUUAUUGAAGUCUCACAAGUCCUUGGAUUUCCUGAUGUGAAAACUUUCUUAUCUGGGACAGAGAAGUAUAUAGUGCCUUACCUGGUGAGUAAAGGGACCACUGCAGCAUCCAACCUGAUUAAACUGAUAGCUACAAAACUAUCUGUAGUAAGUCGCAGUAAAUUAUUGAUCAACAAUACAAAGUAUGUAUUCUCAUAUCUGGUACGCUUCAAACAGAAGGAAGCAGAUCUUCAGGCAGCUAUACAAUACCUACAGAAAGAAACCAAGUUUGAGCUGGCAGAUUUAUUGAGAAUAGAUUUUCAGAGAGUUCAUAAUGAACUACUUCUACAUCUUGGUACAAAUUAUUCUCAGGUUUUUCAUGGUUUGAAGAUUUUGUCCUCAUAUGACAUUCAGUAUAAAGAUGGACCAAUCACUACUAGCGAGGAAAUGGCGAAUUAUCUACAGCCCAGAUUACUGGGAGUUCUGGCUCAAUUUGACUCCCAGCUUCUACAGUCCAGCAUACCCAUGGAGGAAAAAAGACCUGCUCUAGAUAGUUUGAUAUCUAUUAUACGGUUGAUGGGAUCAAAGAACAUCAGUAGUAUAAGACAUAAAGUGAUGAACACAUUGAGGAUUGGUCUACAGUUUACAGAUAAAGAAUUCACAGAAAUCUCUUGUAAAGGCUGGAACUGUUUUGUUAGGAGUUUGGAGCUACCAUUCCUUGGUCAGAUGUUACCACAAAUCAUUGCUACAUUAUUACCACUGCUGAAACAAUUACCUAAACAGGUCGCAGAAAUAUUCAACUAUAUGAUAGUAGAAAACAGGAAUGCCUUAAAGAGCCAUUUUCAUGACAUAUACUUCCUGCCAGAUAUGCCAGAACUAACUGAAGCUAACACUGUACUGAAGAAAUAUUCUGAUGGACCAUCCAGUCAGUCAGAUUUUAAGAGUAGAUUGGAGCAUUCUAUGCAGGGGAUUCAGCAUGACAGUUUAGAUGUUAGGCUUCAUGCCCUCUCUAAGCUGAAGAAACUGCUCAAAGAUGAAAGGCAAGCAUUCUUUCAGUUAGUGAUGGAAAGUGAGACAGCUAACCGGACAGUUUCAUCUCUAAUAUCUGUGUUAUUGAAGGGCUGUAGAGAACCAGAUGUUAGGGCACAAAGGUUGUAUGCCGAGUGUCUGGGUAACUGUAGCGGUAUUGACCCUGGGAGACUCGAACUCUCAAUCAACAACCCGAAGGCUGAACUUGCCAAACUCCAUGUCAGCAUAGAAGAUGACAAGUUUGCAGUGGCACUGAUCAACGAGGUAGUAAAAUCAUACCUUGCUGCCACCACUCCGAGAAUCCAGGAUUGUUCAGCGUAUGCCCUGCAAGAGUUACUAUCAACGUAUAAGAUAUCUGAGUCUAGUGAUGAUAAACAUUCACAGAAGUUGUGGAACGAAUUUAAAGAACCCAUCAAAGAGAUUCUGAUUCCAUUAUUAAGUUCAAAAUACAUUUUAGCAACAGACCAAAACUGGUCCUCACUUCAGAAACCAAUUUAUUGCUCUAAGAAAGGUAACUCUUUCAAGGAUUGGGUGAGCACUUGGACAGGUUAUCUCUCCUCAAAGGUGAAGGCCAACAGUAAAGCUCACAAGGUGUUUAAGUCAUGUAGUGCCAUGUUGAACUUUGAUAUACAUAUUGCCAUCUAUAUUCUACCAUAUGUGGUGUUACAUGUGUUACAAGAUGGCUCAGCUGAAGACAUUGACGAGAUAUUUGCCGAGAUAAAUGAAGUAUUAAACCAGGGUACUCGCAGUGAUGGCAAGUUAAAGGGUUCCAACUAUCACCACAUGAGCGCACAGACCGUGUUCUCUAUACUGGAUUAUCUUACCAAGUGGAAAUACUUUAUGCUGCAGCUUAAAGCUGCUGAGAUGCAAAAGAGGAAAGGUGGAAGUUCUAUGUUAAACUUACCAGAGGAAGGCUACAAUAAGGUGAAGGAAUUUCUAGAGCGUAUACCUCAGGACAAGAUUGCUCAAGUAUCAUUUAGUUGUAAAGCAUACACUAGAGCUCUCAUGCACUUUGAACUUCAUCUUGGUGGUAAUACCAGUCUUUCUAAAGAACAGCUUGACUUUAUGCAGAGACUUUAUGUUGAGCUAGAUGAACCAGAUGGUGUUCAGGGCAUGGCUGCCAUCAGACAAGCUCCGCCCACCUUGCAGGAACAGAUCCUUGCCUUCAGUGGAAGAUUAGGUUGUCAAAUAGAGUUACAGACAUGUUAUGAGCAAGCUAUUCAGUCAGAGCCAGAAGAUUUAAACAAUCAUCAGGGACUUUUACGCUGUUUAAUGGAUCUAGGUCAACCAUCACAGGCCCUACAUCAUGCUACAGGAGUUAUAGCUAACAGAAAAGGGUGGGCCCCUCAGAUAUUACCAUUUCAGGUUGAGGCGGCAUGGAAACUUGGAAAUUGGCAUGAUCUGGAAAAUUUUACCAAAGUGGAUAAGACAAGCAGAAGUUGGCCUCUAAUGCUAGGAAGAAUUUUACUUGCAGCUAAAGCAAAGAAAGAGGAUGACUUCCUGCAGCAUCUACAAAUAGCAAGACAGGAACAAGUCGGGCCCCUGUCAGCUGCCAGUUUUGAAAUGGGCUCCUACCAAAGAGGUUAUGAGUAUAUUGUUAGACUUCACCUGUUGAAUGAGAUUGAGGAAAACAUGCAUGUAUUUAUGAAUCUUGGUGAAGAUGAUGGUGGUAACAUAACUAAACAAGAUCUGGUCUCACAAUGGCAGACCAGGCUUAAAAUGAUGCAGUCUUCGUUUCGAAUCCAAGAGCCUGUGUUGACAAUGAGAAGGACCUUGAUGACCUUGAAUGAACAUGAAGGUCAAAGUGAUCUUGACCUUGACAGAGAAGUGGGUCACAGUUGGCUAAGCAGUGCUAAGAUUGCACACAAGACAGGAAACUUGCAGACAGCUUACAGUUUCUUACUUCAGGCCAGUGAGUUUAAUCUACCUGAAUUUUGUUUACAGAAGGCAAAAUGGCACUGGGAGAAGGGUGAGCAUGACCAGGCCAUGUCUCUACUGGAGAGAGAAAUGCAGCAACAUUUUGGUAAUGUAGCACAACUAAAAGCUGACAUUUCUGAGGAAGGCAAUACAAGAAGAAAAGUGUAUGCUAAGGCACUGUUGUUAUAUGGGAGAUACUGUGAGGAAACAUCAAAGAUUGAGAGUAAUGCUAUAGUUAAACAAUACAAGGAGGUUAUUGAAGUGGCCCCAGACUGGGAACAUGGAUAUUUUUACCUGGGAAAAUACUUUGAUAAGAUCAUGACGGCACUCGUGGAUGAUAAAGAUGAUAUCUCCAAACAAGGGGAGUUUGUUGUCCAUGUUGUUAAGAACCUAGCAACAUCUUUACGCUAUGGUAACCAGUUUAUAUACCAGUCGUUACCACGGUUACUGAGUUUAUGGUUGGAUUUUGGUACAUCUGUAGUGGACCAGGAGAAGAGGGAGAGGUCAAAGGGGUCAUCAUCAUCCUCGUCGUCUCAGUCAUUGCAGAAAAACAAAAAUAAUCUGAGCAAGCUGAAUAAUAUGAUUGGUACAUUUGGGAAGACUCUUGCUCCAUACCAGUUGUUCUUCGCAUUUUCUCAACUAACAUCAAGGAUAUGCCAUGCUCAUCCUGAAGUGUUUCUUCAACUUAAGAUGAUCAUAGCAAGACUUGUGGUCAGUUACCCCCAGCAAGCACUAUGGUUUUUGAUGGCAGUAUCAAAAUCAUCAUACCAAAUGAGAGCAAAAAGAUGCCAGGAAAUAUUUGCUGCUGCCAGAGAGAUGCAAAAGAGCCUUGAAAAAGUUAUUAAGGAUUACCUGAAGUUAACUGACAGACUUCUAGAACUCUGUGAGAAAGAUUUGCCAGGACCAGCUACCGCUAGUAUUGAUAAGAAUUUCAGGCCUCUCAAACGUCUGCUUGAAGAUGACAGUUUUACACCAGUGCUUCUACCCCUUCAGUCUUCCAUGACCGUGGCACUACCUAACAAGGUUGACAAAAGCUCAAACCACAAUCCUUUCCCUGGAAACCAAGUCUACAUUCGUGGAUUUGAUGACACAAUUGAAAUUUUACAAUCCCUGCAGAAACCGAAAAAGAUCACAAUGAAAGGCAGUGAUGGUAACCUCUAUGUAAUGAUGUGUAAACCAAAGGAUGAUCUAAGAAAGGAUUGUAGGCUGAUGGAGUUUAAUGGGAUCGUGAAUAAAUUCUUGAGGAAAGAUCCAGAAUCUAGGAAGAGAUACCUGUAUAUCAGAACUUAUACUGUCAUACCAUUGAAUGAGGAAUGUGGAUUGAUAGAAUGGGUAAACAACACUAGUGGAUUGAGACAUGUGCUUCUCAAACUGUACAAAGAGAAGGGACUUUAUACCAGUGGUGGAGAACUCAAAUCUAUGAUGCCCACAGUACAGUCUCCAAAAGAGGUUAAAUUGAACAUUUUUAAAAAUAAACUGUUACCUAGACACCCACCUGUGUUUGGAGAAUGGUUCCUACGUACUUUCCCUGAUCCAACAUCAUGGUAUAAUGCACGACUUGCAUACUGUAAGACAGUAGCUGUAAUGUCAAUGGUCGGAUAUAUCCUUGGUCUAGGUGACCGACACGGGGAGAAUAUACUGUUUGACUCAACCUCCGGAGAUUGUAUACAUGUUGAUCUCAACUGUCUGUUUAACAGGGGAGAAACUUUUGAAUGGCCAGAAAAAGUUCCAUUUAGACUGACACAUAAUCUGGUACAUGCUAUGGGGCCAUUAAAGCUGGAGGGAAUAUUCAGACGAGCAUGUGAAGUAACAUUAAGAGUUAUGAGGAAAGAAUCUGAACCUUUGAUGAGUAUGUUAAAACCAUUUGUUUAUGACCCCUUGGUAGAGUGGAGUAAACCAUCUCGUGGACAUAGACCAAAUCCAACAGAUUCUGGGGAUAUUACAAAUGAACAGGGCCGUGUUCAUGUACAUAAUAUAGAGCAGAGACUUCAGGGAAUUUUGAACAAGGGAACCAAGCGUAGUGGACUAGCGUUGUCGGUGGAAGGACAAGUAAAUCAUUUGAUACGAGAGGCAACAGAUGAGAAUAACCUCUGUCAGAUGUACAUAGGCUGGGCAGCUUAUAUGUAGUGCUCUAUUAUAUAACAUGUUGAACCUGAUGAAAAAUGAAAAUGAUUUUUUGUUCAUAUAUUUUUUGUUAUCACUACUUUUUUGUUCCUGACCAAUAUUCUAUGACAAGCUGUCUGUGUGAUAAUUCAGGUCCUUGAUAUUGGUCAUGGUGUUUUUGUCAUGUAGGACCACUUGAUUUUGAUGGUGGAACAUUUAUACUCUUAAAUAUUAAUUAUCAGUGUUUGGAUCUGGAAAUUGAUUAAUUUUACAUCUUUGGAAAAGAAAAAUUAAGAAAAAAAUUGAGGUGGUCUGAAUAAUGUUACUUAAUCUAGGAACUUUAAUAUUUUUAUAAAGUUUUAUUGAAUGAUCAAAUAUUAUGCAGACUUUCAAUAUGAAAAUAUUUAUAUGUUUAUCUUUGCUUCAUUUUGUUUAUCUGACGUUUUGUUUAGUUUCUUUUCAGUUCAGAGUUGUUUUGUUCGGAAAGGUUUCUUUCUUUUAUUCUAUUAUGUUUCUCCUAAUAUUUUGUUGUCUCAAUCAGUGGAGAAGGGAUAUAACUUACAUGUACAUUGUAUAAGGACAAAAGGGAAAACAAAUUAGAAGCAUAAGAAGGGUUAAAAGCCAAUUAAGCUUAAAAAAUGAUCAAACUUAUAUUUUUCAAAAAAUUUAUUUUUGGGGUCCUGAUAUAUAUAUAUUUUAAGUUACUCAUUGACUCAUGACCUGUGCCAUUUUUGCUUCUUUUGCAUUUUGAAAUUUAGCGCAGUUAUAGUGAUUUGAUAUUUUGUAUGGAAGUUAAAAUACCAGUUUUUUAUAUUUUGCUUCUUUAAUGAUGGAUGAUUCUAAUUCUUCAGGUAAUAAUUGUCAAACAUGCUACAUUACACUAAUAUUUGUCCUUUCUAAAGAAGAAAAAAUGUAAUCAUAUUAAGAUGUGCCUUACAGCCAUCGUUAGCAUAUAAAGUAUUUUGAGGAUUGUUUAGUUAGAUUUAUUUAAAAAAAACAAUGGUAUAAUAUGGCACAUCAUGUUGAAAACAUACAAAAACAGAUACAGUAUGUAUGCAUUUAUAAAUAGCAAUGCCAAAAUAACGUUAAACAUUGAUAUUUAACACAAAAAAGAGUGAAAACAAACUCUUAUCAAUUGUUAUACCCAUGUAUAUAUGAAGAAACAUAAAUGUUUGUUGGAACUUUAUUGGGCGUAGGAGAUAAUUAAGACUUGUUUUAUAUCAGAUCAAGUUAUUUUGUAUAGUACAUUUCUUUUGUAAGUCUGGUAUAUAGGAGUAAAGUCUGAUUUGCUGAUUUCAAACACACUUUUUAUCAGAAAAUAUGAGGGAAAUUUGUUUUAUCAUAAAGUUCAGCAAAGUUUUAGUGUAAUAGAUAACUUGUUAAGUAAUAUUUUUGGAAUAAUUAUAUUUAUACGACUAUUAGCCAAUAUAAUUAUGUGAAUGUGUUUUGAGAAGAAAGCCUUGUUGAGAAAUUGUUGGAAACGCAAUUUCAUGGUUAAUGUUACAUUGUUAUCACGUUACAUAUGGAAUUGUUCAUAUAUGAAUGUAUAUUUUGGGACAUUAAA
This is a messenger RNA of Ruditapes philippinarum (Manila clam), 9610 nucleotides long. Its product is annotated as serine/threonine-protein kinase ATR-like. Gene Ontology annotation, biological process: DNA damage checkpoint signaling; protein phosphorylation; telomere maintenance. The record is from RefSeq and is a predicted model, not a curated record. Gene Ontology annotation, cellular component: nucleus. The transcript has 66 exons. NCBI's taxonomy places the organism in Eukaryota, Metazoa, Mollusca, Bivalvia, Venerida, Veneridae. Gene Ontology annotation, molecular function: protein binding; protein serine/threonine kinase activity. Bases 67 to 8070 code for a protein of 2667 amino acids.